Molecule: messenger RNA, 676 nt
Organism: Cucumis sativus (cucumber)
Lineage: Eukaryota; Viridiplantae; Streptophyta; Magnoliopsida; Cucurbitales; Cucurbitaceae
Product: protein HIGH ARSENIC CONTENT 1, mitochondrial
Exons: 6
Coding region: 103-495 (130 amino acids)
Molecular function (GO): catalytic activity
Source: RefSeq, a predicted model, not a curated record
AAUCUUGAUCAUUUAUAAAAUCUUUUGGUUCUUAAGGAAUGGAUCCAAUCUAACAAGGAAGAGGAAAAGCCGAAACAAAGAAUCUCUUUGCUCUUUCAAAAGAUGGAGAGGACAGUCGAUGUUCAAGUUGCCAAAGAUCUCUUAGAAAAGGGUCGCCUCUGUUUGGAUGUUAGGACAGUUGAAGAGUAUAACAAAGGCCAUGUUGAGAAUGCACUAAAUGUUCCCUACGUGUUCUUCACCCCAGAAGGUCAAGUAAAGAAUCCCGACUUUCUAGCACAAGUUACAUCCAUAUUAAAGAAGGAAGAUCAUAUAGUGGUGAAUUGCAACAGAGGUGGUAGAGGCCUUCGUGCUUGCGUCGAUCUUCUUAACGCGGGCUUCGAGCAUGUGAAUAACAUGGGAGGAGGCUACUCUGCUUGGGUUGACAGUGGAUUUGCUGGUGAGAAACCACCUGAAGAACUCAAAAUAGCUUGCAAGUUCCGAGGUAGUUUAUCAUAAACUCCAUAUUUCAGGAAGUUAGAGUACUUCCAAGGAGUUUGUUGUAAGCUUGAACUAAGUGAACAGUGUUUGUAGUUUGUGUUGUUCUACAGAAUAAAUAUUUUAGUUCCAGCAUUUCUGAAGUUUCAUUGUCUGUUGUACAAAAGAAAAAGUCUCGAAGUUCCAAUUUCUUCUUCUUUCA